Molecule: messenger RNA, 5412 nt
Organism: Closterium sp. Yama58-4
Lineage: Eukaryota; Viridiplantae; Streptophyta; Zygnematophyceae; Desmidiales; Closteriaceae
Source: the annotation of a GenBank genome assembly
AUGGUCAGCAAUCUUGAAGUCCCUUUUCUCUCGUGUGUGCCCCUCAUGCAUGCUUUCCCUUCGCUCAAUUGCAGCAUCUUCUUCUUGAGCUCAGAAGGGAUAAGCCAUACACCAGCAGAACCCAAGUCCGCUGCCGCCCCUGCAGACACUGCUGACGCUGACACUCGUGACCAGUGGCUUAUUCGCGACGCUGCUGCUCGCCUAGCUGUGCGAAACCACCUACAGCUAGCCGAGCGCGCGCACUUUAGCCAGCAGAAAACCGCCAAGGACCUGUUCGACGCAGUCGUAGCUCGCUACAGCUCGCCUGCCACUGCUGCGCUAGGCCGUCUUAUCAGGCCCUACCUCUUUCCUGACCUGUCCGCCUUUCCUACAGUCGCUGAUCUCAUCACCCACCUCCGCACUAGCGACGCUAGGGUGCGUGCUGCGACCCCUGCCGACUUCCUCACCAAGAACCCUCCCCCUAUUCACUACACCCUCUACCUCCUAGUCACUCGCCUCCCUGACUCUCUUCACACUGUUAGGGACACCUUCCUCGCCAUGGACCCCACUGAGCUCACUAUAGACCUCCUCGAAAAGCACCUUACAGGGUGUUCCCCCUCUCCCCUCCUCCCCUCUGUCGCCACUGCUGCUGCUGUCGACCUCCUUGGUGCUGAGGAGGUUGGGGUUGCGUCUGCUUCCAGUGGCAGGCGCCGCAGCGGCAAAGGGAAGGGCGGCAAGGGUGGUGGGGGUGGAGGCGGUGGUGGAGGCUCGGGUGGUGGCGGCGGGGGUGGUGGGAGCGGCGGGGGUGGGGGUGGGGGCGUUGGGGGUGGCGGCGGCGGAGGUGGCGGUGGUGGGAGUGGCAGCGGAGUCGGUGGCGGUGGUCGCAGUGGUAUGGCCCAGCGCGGCGGCUCUGGAGGCAGCCAGGCACAGCAGCAGCAGCGCCAGCGCCUGCCCCGUACGCCGCAGGACCUUCGUGAGUGGUACGCGCAGCGUCAGUCGCCUGGGGGUGGUGGUACCUGCCCGUAUAUUAUUCGUACGGGUGAGCGUGCUGGUCAGACCUGCGGGAGGUUGCACACCCAGCACCGCUGCUUUUCCCGCCUUAGUGACGCCUGGCGUGCUCAGUUUCCUGACUGCUCUGAGCUGCCCGACUGGGCUGAGCUGCUUAGGAGGGGUGUAGAGAUCUUUGAUCUUGACUAUGAUGCUAUCCUUGCUGCCAUGUAUGCAUUGACUGUUAGUGUAGAGGGUGACUGUUACCUGUGUGUUCCGCCAGACCCUGGUAUAGAGGCUGCUGCUCCAGGUGCUUGUGAGUCUGCUGCCCUUGGUGCUUGCGAUUCUGCUGCCCUAGGUGCUAGUGAGUCCGCCCUCUCAGGUACUGCGCCUACUGAGGCCUUGUACACUUUCACGCUAGACUCAGGUGCCUCCCGCUGCUUCUUCCGCGACAGCACCACAGUCACACCGCUCUCUGCACCGGUUCCGGUCUCCCUUGCUAACCCCUCCAGGGGACCUGUCCUUGCACGUUCCUCCACUGUCCUCCCCUGUCCGGCGGUCCCGUCUGGCUCACUUACAGGUCUCCACCUCCCCUCGUUCUCUACGAACCUGGUGAGUAACGCCGUCAUCCAGGAUGAGUGGGUUGACACCUUCACCCCUGGAGGACGUCGUGUGGCGAUCUGCACGUGUGCCCGCACGGGCCGCCACCUGGCCACGUUCACCCGUCGGCCUGGGUCGAGUCUGUACACCCUGACUGUCGGGUCUCCCCAGGUUGCUGCUACUGGUCAGGUGUCCUUGUCCGGACUGGAGUCUGCCCCUUGCUUGUGUCGUCGCCUGUCGCACCAGACUCUCCUCUGGCACCACCGCCUUGGUCACCCCUCUCUGCCGCGCCUCCGUGGCAUGCACUCCCGUCUGCUUGUCUCUGGUCUUCCCCAGUCGCUGCCGUCGCUCCCACGCUCGCCUGCCCCGCCGUGUCUCCCUUGUGUCGAGGGGCGGCAGCACGCCGCUCCUCACUCCUCCUCGUUUCCCCCGACAGACGCUCCCCUGCAGACUCUCCACAUGGACGUGUGGGGCCCAGCCCGCGUCCGGGGACAGGGCCGCGAGCAGUACUUUCUGCUGGUUGUUGACGACUACUCGCGGUACACCACGGUCUUCCCCUUGCGCAGCAAGGGUGAAGUCCCUGCUGUCUUGAUCCCUUGGAUCCGCGCUGGGGAGGGCAUCCUCCAAUCGUUCACGCUUCCGGCCUCUCCGCAGCAGAAUGGGGUUGCUGAGCGCCACAUUGGCCUAGUCAUGGAGAUCGCUCGCACCUCCAUGAUCCAUGCAGCUGAUCCCCAUUUUCUGUGGCCGUUUGCGGUCCGGUACGCUGCGCAUCAGCUCAACCUCUGGCCCCGUAUCUCCUUGCCGGAGACCUCGCCCACACUGCGUUGGAUGGGGGAGGUUGGCGAUGCGUCGCGCUUCCGGGUCUGGGGCUCUUGUGCCUUUGUCCGCGAUACCACCGCGGACAAGCUCUCCGCUCGCGCCAUUCCCUGCGUCUUCCUUGGCUUCCCUACUGACGCGCCUGGCUGGCAGUUUUACCACCCCACCUCGCGCCGUGUUCUGUCCUCUCAGGACGUCACGUUUGACGAGUCGGUUCCCUUUUACCGUCUCUUCCCCUACCGCACUGCCUCUCUCCCUCCCCCCGCCGCUCUUCCUCGCUCCAGGUCCCCCCCCGGUAGACCCCCUCCCCCCUCAGGGUCCUGCUCCCUCAGAGGAGGUACUGCUAGGGGUCCUGAGUCUAGGGGUGCUGAGCCUGCGGGUGCGGGGCCUGGGGGUGCUGAGCCUAAGUGCGUGGAGCCUGGGAGUGCUGUGCCUGAACGCGUGGAGCCUGGGGGUGCUGUGCCAGAGCGUGUGGAGCCUAGGGGUGCUAAGCCUGGGGGUGCUGAGCCUGGGUCUGGUCGGCAGGAGCCUCUCUCCCCGCAGCAGCUGCGUGAGUGGUACACUCGACGCUACUGCCGUUCGCGUGGCGCUGCUGGUGCUGGGGGCUCGGCCACUGGAGCUGCUGGAGCUGCAGGCACUGCUGGUGGUACCGCUUCUGGGGCUGGACGUGCUGGGACUGCUGGACCUACUACCGCUGCUGGUGCUGGAGGAGCCCCUGGUGCUGUUGGUCCCGGAGGUGCUCGUACUGGAGGUACUGGAGCUGCUGGGGCUGGUGGUGCUGGUCCUGGGGCUACUGGAGCCGUCGGCCCUGCCGCUGGAGACGAUGGAGCUGGAGACACUGGGACUGGAGGUCCUGGUGCUGGAGGCGCUGACGCUGGAGAUCCUGGUGCUGGAGCCUCUGGGGCGGGAGGAGUCGGAGCUGGUGACGCUAGUUCUGAAGGUGCUGCUGCUGCUGGUGCUGCGCAGCGGCGUCUGUUCUUCACUCCGCCGUCGCCGUCGUCUCUCCACCGCCUGACUCCGUGCUUCACAGACUCGCUUACAGAGCGUCGUGAGCCUGCGUCUCGUCCUGCCUCGCCUGUUCGCGCCGCUCGCACUGCUCGCCGUGUCCCGCGUCCGCGUCCUCCUCCUGUGCCGGGCACUCACACCAUGGCACUUCGUCCCUCCUCUGCUCCGCAGCGCGUCCCACUGCCGUCUCCUCCUGCGUCCUCUCUUCCUGAGCUUCCUGACCCUGAGUCUGACGCUGUUCGUGCUGCUAGUCCCACCGACACGCGUCUUCUGGCUAUUGUUGUCACUGACCCGUCGUUUGAGUCUGCUGCUGCAUCUGCCUUAGUUGCUGAGCUCGUUGACUUUGCUGCUGUGUGUCGUCUAGACUACGCUGCCAGUCUUGUUGCUGAGUCUGAGUCUGUCUGUCCUCCGUCCGUCGGGGGUGAGUGUGCUCUUGGCACGGACGUCCUUGAGGACAGACAGGAGGAGCUCGACUGUCUUGCGGCUGCUGUACCUCAUCUCGUGGCCUGGCUGCUUGCCCCUGAGGGAGACCCGGAUGCACUGGACAUCCCGACCCCGCGCUCUUACACAGAGGCGAUCUCGGGUCCCUACUCCUCUCAGUGGCAGACAGCCGUGGACGCAGAGAUGGCAUCCUGGAAGUCCACAGGCACCUACGUCGACGAGGUUCCCCCUCCUGGGGCGAACAUCGUCGAUGGCAUGUGGAUUUUCAGGGUGAAGCGGCCGCCGGGUUCUCCGCCUGUCUUCAAGGCUCGUUACGUUGCACGAGGUUUCAGUCAGCGACAGGGAGUUGACUUCUUCCAGACCUUCUCCCCCACCCCGAAGAUGACCACUCUUCGGGUGCUGCUGCACGUUGCCGCUCAGCGUGACUACGAGCUUCACUCUCUUGACUUCAGCACAUCUCUCAGUCUCCGCCAGGCACCUCGUGAGUGGCACGACACACUGAGGACGACACUUGCGGCGCUUGGGUUUGCUCCUUCGACUGCAGACCCGUCGCUGUUCCUCCGCACCGACACGUCGCUGCCGCCGUUCUACAUCCUCGUGUAUGUCGACGACCUGGUCUCUGCUACUGCUGACACUGAGGCACUUGCUCUUGUGAAGUCGGAGCUGCAGAAGAGACACACGUGCACAGACCUGGGUGAGCUGCGCAGCUACCUUGGCUUGCAGAUCACCCGGGACAGAGCACGCCGCACCAUCACCUUGACUCUGUCACACAUGGUGCAGCACGUCCUUCAGCGCUUCGGCUUCCAAUUCUCCUCACCACAGUCCACUCCUCUGUCUACCGGUCACUCGCUCUCAGCUCCACCUUCGAACGAGUCCGUAGAGCCGAGUGGCCCGUACCCAGAGCUUGUGGGCUGCCUCAUGUACCUGAUGACUUGCACACGACCUGACCUUGCGUACCCUCUUAGCAUCCUGGCUCGCUACGUUGCGUCUGGGAGGCACACGCGAGAGCACUGGGAGGCUGCUAAGAGGGUGCUGUGCUACUUGUGCAGUACAUCAGGCAUGGGGCUGGUGCUUGGAGGACGGGGUGACGUUGUCCUCACUGGACACUCAGACGCCUCUUGGGUUGAUGACCUGGCUACGCAGCGGUCGUCACAGGGUUAUACCUUCAGCCUUGGCUCUGGCUCUGUCUCUUGGCGGUCUACCCGUUCGUCUUCUGUUCUCAGCUCCAGUUGUGAGGCUGAGAUCUACGCCACAGCCAUGGCUGCACAGGAGUUACGCUGGCUCACUUACCUGCUGACUGACUUGGGAGAGCAGCCGCGUUCUCCUCCAGUUCUGUACGGCGACAACAAGGCAGCCCUUGCCUUGUGUCAGGAGCACAGACUGGAGCACAGGACAAAGCAUAUCGCUCUGCGUUACUUUCUUGCUCGAGAGCUACAGCAGCGCGGCCAGCUUCGCCUUGCUUACGUGGACACGCGGGCGAACACAGCUGAUAUAUUCACCAAGGCACUUCCGCCUAGUGAUCAUCAGCGUCACUGCACUGCUCUAGGUCUCGUGCCUACGUUCUCACACUUGCUUACUGCUUGA